Molecule: messenger RNA, 1545 nt
Organism: Closterium sp. NIES-65
Lineage: Eukaryota; Viridiplantae; Streptophyta; Zygnematophyceae; Desmidiales; Closteriaceae
Source: the annotation of a GenBank genome assembly
AUGGAUCUUAUCCAACCUUCGUUAUCUUCCCAGCCCGCGCAAAGGGAGUGCAUGCACGCGGUCAGUCCCAAGGACCAGGUGCCGUCUCAGUCGCCCGAAUCCGUCGUCAGGGAUCGUCGACAUCAGAAGCAUCGUCGCCAGGUCCUAGGCUCGCGGCAUGGCACGCCGGCGCCCAUCCGUCCGUCCGUGCUCGAGUCGCGAGCGUCUGGCCCUCCCUCGCUCACCGUUGACCCCGCUUUAGUCACACUCGCAGCAGAAGGGGGGGGCGAAGCUGAAGCGGCGUCGAAUUCUUGGGACGGGUUCUCGUUCCCCGCCACGCCGAGCACCUGCGACGGCGAUCUUUCGCCCACCUUCUCGCCCAGGGUUUUCUCGCCUGGUAGAAACAUUUCGCCUCAUGGUUCUUCGCCAGCCUUUUCGCCAAAAACUCCAUCGCCGCGGUUACCAACUGGCGCUGCGCAUGGAGCUGCUCCCGGCAAUGGGCACGCGAUGGAGAGCCAACGGCGCGCGUUUUCCGGGUGUCGACGUGGCGCCGUGCCGCCGACUCGCCUGCAGCGCGACGCCGCGCUGGUUGGCUCUCCACGCGGCGACGCGCCAACUUCCUCCAAGGCGCAAGGUCCGCCGAAUCUCGUCGCGCCGAACGUUCUGAGCGCAAUUCGUGCGUCAGCGCACCCCGAUUCUUCGCACCCCGAGCGGGCGGCAUUCCAAGGUACCCCUGAGGCAAGUGCUGUCCAUUCCGGCGGUCACGCCGGCGCUCCCGCCAGCCGUGGCCCGCUCGCUCGCGUUCGCCCUGCCGCCUCAACAGCAGCAGGAGGGGGAGCCCAAGGCAUGCAGAUGCGCGGGCCACGCCCGCCGUCGCUCAUCCUGCCCUCCCAGUGCGCCGCCCACACCUGCCGUGGUACCGCCGCCACCCAUGCUGCCGUCAGGGCCGCGCAGGCAGUCAAUGACCUUUCUGCCGCGGCUGCUGUUUCGCCCGCCGCGUCUGCUGACUCCGGUGCUUCCUCGCCUUCCUCAUUCGCCUCCUCCCCACCCGCUCCUUCCGUUGCUGCUGCCAGCCCGUCCGCACUCCCGCUCGCCUCCACCUGCGCUGAAUCCCCGAGGCUUUCACACCCGCGCUCUGCACAUACCGCCCCUUCCCCUCCUCCCUCCGCCUCCGCAUCUCCGCGCCUGCUCCAGGCGUCCCGUCCGCGCGCGCCCAGCGCGCACUCGUCUCCGCGUCCCUGCAUUCCCGAGCGCACUGCGCAGUACGCCUCCCACGACCAGGCGGACCUUCCCCGCGCGGCGAGCUUCCACCAUCCGCCCGCCCGCCGCCGCGAGUGUGGCACGGGGCGGCAGAGGGGAGCAGGCGAGUCCAUAUGUCUUGCUAGUCCAAGGGCCAUCUGCAGUCAAAAGGCCCUCACUGCUCCGCACAGCAGCCCACAGCUCGUCUCCGACCCAAGGGUGCUUGACAGCCCUCGGUCCCCCUCACACUCGCGGUCACAGUCAGCCCUGAGCAGCCCCACAGUCUGCCACACAGAUCCCAGCAGCUCAGCAGACACAGGGCUGUGA